Molecule: messenger RNA, 1059 nt
Organism: Manis pentadactyla (Chinese pangolin)
Lineage: Eukaryota; Metazoa; Chordata; Mammalia; Pholidota; Manidae
Gene: NOSIP
Product: nitric oxide synthase interacting protein
Exons: 9
Coding region: 119-1024 (301 amino acids)
Cellular component (GO): nucleus
Molecular function (GO): ubiquitin protein ligase activity
Source: RefSeq, a predicted model, not a curated record
ACUUCCGAUCUCUUCCGCCGGGCGGAAGCGGGCGAAGAGGGGAGGAAAAACAGCGCUCCCUUCCGGUGUAAGGGCACAGUUGAAGAAGCAACGAAGGAUCGAGGAGUGUUUCGUGAGAAUGACACGGCACGGCAAGAACUGCACUGCAGGGGCUGUCUACACCUACCACGAGAAGAAGAAGGACACAGCGGCCUCAAGCUAUGGUACCCAGAACAUUCGACUGAGCCGGGAUGCUGUCAAGGACUUUGACUGCUGCUGCCUGUCUCUGCAGCCCUGCCAUGACCCCGUUGUCACCCCAGAUGGCUACCUGUAUGAACGUGAGGCGAUCCUGGAAUACAUUUUGCACCAGAAAAAGGAGAUCGCCCGGCAGAUGAAGGCCUAUGAGAAGCAGCGAGGCGCCCGGCGUGAGGAGCAGAAAGAGCUGCAGCGGGCAGCGGCGCAGGACCAGGUGCGGGGCUUCCUGGAGAAGGAGGCGGCCAUCGUGAGCCGACCGCUCAACCCCUUCACAACCAAGGCCUCCUCAGGGCCUGGCCCAGACGAUGCCCGACCCGGGCCAAGCGCCGGCCCCACAGGCAAGGACGAGGACAAGGCACUGCCCAGCUUCUGGAUCCCGUCACUCACGCCGGAGGCCAAGGCCACCAAGCUGGAGAAGCCGUCGCGCACGGUGACCUGCCCCAUGUCGGGGAAGCCGCUGCGCAUGUCGGACCUGACGCCCGUGCGUUUCACGCCACUCGACGGCUCCGUGGACCGCGUGGGGCUCAUCACACGCAGCGAACGCUACGUGUGCGCCGUGACCCGCGACAGCCUGAGCAACGCCACGCCGUGCGCCGUGCUGCGGCCCUCUGGGGCCGUGGUCACUGUCGAGUGCGUAGAGAAGCUAAUUAGAAAGGACAUGGUGGACCCCGUGAAUGGGGAGAAGCUCACCGACCGCGAUAUCAUCGUGCUGCAGCGGGGCGGCACAGGCUUCGCGGGCUCCGGAGUGAAGCUGCAUGCCGAGAAGUCGAGGCCGGUAAUGCAGGCCUGAGUGCGCGGGACACCAAUAAACGGGCUUGGACGUGA